AUGGCUCAAGUUGCUGUCCCAGAAAUCAUCGAAAAUCCAGAUGGUACCAAGUCUGUGAUUACAUACAAGAUUGAAAAUGGUGAAAAAUACAAGAUCAUUCAAAAAAUUAAAGAAAUUAAAGUAACAGAAAAAGUAUCUAAAACUGUUGCCAUGAGAAGAAAAUGGGCCAAAUACGGUCUUGAAAAGAACUCUCCACCAGGUCCAAAUGACUCUACUACCCAGUUAGGUGAAGAAGUUGAGGUUAGAUUGAGUAGAAACUGGAAGCAAGUCGAAGAAGAGAGACUACAAAAGGCUAAGGUUGCUGCCGCAAAGACUGUUGUUUGUAGAUACUGUGGUAACGAUCAUUAUACUAUGAACUGUCCUUUCAAGAGUAUAUUGAACGAACUGUCCGCUUUAGAAGACCCAGCCUCCAUUCAAAGCGAAGAUGUUAUGAACGAAAUUGAAAAUGGCAAAGCUAAUGCUGCUGCUCCUGAAGAGAUGGUUGGUGGUCGUAGGUACGUGCCACCAUCUCGUCGUGCAGGCGCUAAGGAUCCAUCUUCUGAUGCUUACAGAGACUCUAAGGAGCGUGAUGACAUGUGUACUUUAAAGAUUAUGCAAUUAAAUGAAAAUGCCGAUGAAAAUACAUUAAGAGAAGAAUUAUUAUUUCCAUUUGCACCAAUUCCAAAAGCUGUUGUUGUCAGAAACAGAGAAACUGGUAGAUCAAGAGGUCUUGCAUUCGUUACCUUUUCUAGUGAAGAAAUGGCUGAAAAGGCCCUUCAUUUCUUAGAUGGUAGAGGUUUCAUGAAUUUGAUUCUACGUGUUGAAUGGUCAAAACCAAAGAAAUAG
Messenger RNA from Kazachstania africana CBS 2517, 825 nucleotides. It is a transcript of the gene TIF35, whose product is annotated as translation initiation factor eIF3 core subunit g. The record is from RefSeq and is a predicted model, not a curated record. NCBI's taxonomy places the organism in Eukaryota, Fungi, Ascomycota, Saccharomycetes, Saccharomycetales, Saccharomycetaceae. Gene Ontology annotation, molecular function: translation initiation factor activity; RNA binding. The coding region runs from base 1 to 825 and encodes 274 amino acids. The transcript has a single exon. Gene Ontology annotation, cellular component: eukaryotic translation initiation factor 3 complex; cytoplasm.